This is a messenger RNA of Cydia fagiglandana, 3011 nucleotides long. RefSeq names its product lysosome-associated membrane glycoprotein 1-like. The coding region runs from base 149 to 1228 and encodes 359 amino acids. Gene Ontology annotation, biological process: establishment of protein localization to organelle. The transcript is spliced from 7 exons. The record is from RefSeq and is a predicted model, not a curated record. Lineage: Eukaryota; Metazoa; Arthropoda; Insecta; Lepidoptera; Tortricidae. Gene Ontology annotation, cellular component: late endosome membrane; lysosomal membrane; plasma membrane.
GGCAACAUCGCUCAGCUGUCCAGCGAGCGCAGAGUGACUGACGUUAAUUUCACUACCGGAUUAUCACGAUUCCUUUUGACUCGCAGUUCCUAUUAUUGCUUGUUAAACGCAAUUUCAAUCUGUAGUUGUCGCGACGCAAUUCGUAAAUAUGGCAUCGUUUAAAUUUUACUUUUUGUCGGCUUUGAUUUGUGGCGCCCUGGUUCUUGGCCAAGCUGCGGACAUAUCGAAACCACCACCAACAGAAGUCAUUGACCUCAUUUCAACAACCGAAGAACCAACAACCCCAGACACAACCCCCGAUACAACAACAUCAAUAACCACAACAAGUACAACCCCAUCAACAACAACAUCUACAACUCCUGACACUACAACCAGCACCACAACUACAACUACUACGCCAGCCCCACCGAAGCCGACACCUACACCGGCUCCAGUGCCCCCCAAGCCCAUCGGACCUCCGGACCAGGGCCUGUGGCCGUACGUUGACAGCAAGAAUGUGACCUGUGUAAUCGUGCAGUUCGCUGCGCAGUUGAAUGUCACCUACGGCAAGCCUAACUCCUCCGAGCUAAUCCAUGUGAUCCUCAACGUGCCCGCCAACGCAUCCGUCAUCUCCGGCAACUGCGACGGCCUUGAACAGUGGCUCACCAUUGGCUGGCCAGCGACCAAUGAGACCAACCACACCUUGACAGUCUUGUUCGCUAAGAAUGACACUACGAAGUCUUACGAGAUGAAGAGCCUGAAUGCUUCGCUUGUGGCGUCCAUCUUCCCUAAUAUUACGACCAAUGAGAACAACCACACCUUGACAGUCUUGUUCGCUAAGAAUGACACUACGAAGUCUUAUGAGAUGAAGAGCCUGAAUGCUUCGCUUGUGGCGUCUAUCUUCCCUAACAUUACUAACGUGGACACCAUCAACUUAUCCCACCAGACCCCGGAGUGGCAGACGCCCCUCGCCGCGUCCUACCGCUGCACGCCGCCAACAGAACUCAAGAUGAACGCGGACAACAACAACAUUGCGGCCACUUUAACACUUAGCCGAUUGCAAGAGGAGGCUUUCAGGACUGCGUCAGGCAACGGGUUCAGUGCUGCUCGCGAUUGCUCCAGUGGUGACAUACCUGAUGCCGUCCCCAUCGCGGUGGGCUGCGCGCUCGGCGGCAUGGUGGUCGUCGUGCUGAUCGCUUACCUCGUGGCCCGCCGCCGCUCCGCCAACCGCGGAUACCUGUCCAUGUGAACAGAUGACGUAUCGGAGUAAAUAGAAAGUAGUCAAUAUAUAAAUAGUUCCAGGUAAACAAUCACCGCAUUUACCAACCCCUAAAGACAUUUCGUGGUUUAAUCUCAUACAAAUAUAUAUCCAUUGUCAUCAUUAAUUUAGGAAAAUAAUUCGAUGUGAUUUGCUCAACGAUUUUUUUAUGCUGGCAACAUCCGGUAUUGAUUUUUUUAAAUUGUAUUUUUUUUAGAAUGCCAGUAACUCGCUUGUCAGGUAUAAGCUUGAGUUGAUAGUACUAUCUCAAUAUAUCUGUCUCUUUCGCACUUAAACGUGUUGAAAAGGUGGGGUACGAAAAUAAUCCAGCCAAGUUAAAUUGAAAUAUGAUAUGUAAAAAUUAAUUGAUUGUAUUUGUGUUUUGUGGGUGUCUUUUUGUUUUCGUAGUCUUGGCCAUAAUAAUAGAGUUAUAGUAAUUUUAUAUUAAAUCUUUUAAUUUCUAUAUUUUAGAAAUGCUAACUGAAUUUUAAUUUCGGAUUGGACUGUGAACAAUAAAAAGAGGUAGAAAUAUUACAUAUAUGUAUACAUUAUGUGAUGUUAUUUAGUAAUAGCAGAAAGUAGAUUUUUUUUAAUGAUUGUAAUUGAUUUUAUAAGAUAUUAGUGUGCGAUGACAUUUUAUCCAAAGAUUCAAUAAUUUCCAUUCAGUUAUACCGCUGUAUAGCUAGAUGUCAAUAUGUCAAUCUGUCUGUCUGUCCAAGAACUGACUAUAGUUGGAAUUUACAGUGUCUUUUAUAUUUAAACCUAGUAUUCUAGAUCUAUUCAUUAAGUAAAAUGUGCUGGAUAAUCUAAAAAUCCGACUCAAAAAAAAGUAAAAAUCCCACUUCUGAUAUUUUGUACUUUUUAUUUCAAACCUUAUGUUGAAGAGAUAAAGUUGAAUUUUGUAUUUUGUUAUCACCAUUAUCCAGUAACAGACUUAACUGAUCUACUUUAAAGACACUUAAAGGAGGUUGCAAUUAAGAAAGAGAGGGUCCGAUGUAAUGAGGGUGAUGGAAGACUUAGAAACUUUUAGCUACUAAGUUGAGUAACUUCCUACUAACUUUUUUUUCGAUUAAGUACCUACAUAAAAAUUCGCAGAAGUUUGAGAUUUUAAAUCAGGUACUGUGACUACUUGACAUUAUUUAAUUAUUAGUAGUAGUAGUAAUCACUUUAUUGUACACAACAUAGGUUUACAAAAAUAAAUUACAGUAAUGGAAGUACAAAGGCGAAGGAGGUUUAUUAUACCGCAUUGAAGUACCCGAUGAAUAUACUUAUGCUUACUUCUGAGUUCUAUCUAAUAAUAUGUAAAGAUGUGAUUGUAUUUUUGACACAUCGAUCGUAAAGAAAGUUUCCUUCAACAUAAUACGUAACACAACACGCAAGUUAGUAGCUAAAAGUAAUUGUUUUUUGAUGGGCCAAGCAUAACAUUAUAAAAAAAAAAUCUUGUUUAUGGAUUUUGACAAGAGCGGAGGGGAUGUUAUGUAGACUUUUUAGGUUCCAAAAAUACAUUGAACCUAUAUCGUCAGGUGACAAGCAAAAGUCACUAAUUACAAAAAAAAAAAUUAAACAAAAAUCGACCUUCUUUUAGUACUAAUAUGGUUCACUAUGGCUAUGAACUUGUGGUGGUACUUAGUGACUUUUGCUUGUCACUCGACGAUAUAAUCUGCGUGUUUCACCCCGUAAGUGUUUCGUCAUUUUUUUUAAACGUUUUGCUUGGCCAAUAUGGAAAGCAGAGAAUGUAAUACUGAAAAUAAAUAAAUGUUUUUUAUUGCCACAA